UUGUGCACGUGAUAAGCGGCUGAUUUUCGCACGGCGGAUACGACACCGGCACACACUCACACUGAAAGAGAACAAUGGUCGACCCACGCGUGGCACUAUUAUGUGACGUGUGACGUGAAGAAUAUUUAAAAAAAUUAAGAAGGGAAGGUGACCAGGUGACUUUUUUGGGGUUGAGGGGAGGCUGCGGCACCAUGUUUUCUUCACUUCAUCUUCACCUUUUGCUCACCUGUUGUCACCUGCUGACGUCUUUGCUGCUCUGCUACCUGCCCCACGGACACGCCGCGCACAAGCCCACCUCCAGGUGGCUGAUUGGCGAUCGGGACAGCCACUGUGGCAUCGUCUGCACGCGACCACAGGCCAAGCCGGUGUGCGGCUCCGAUGGGCGGAGCUAUGAGAACGGAUGUGAACUGCAGAGGGCGCGUUGCAAAGACAAGACACUGACGCUGGCGCACCGCGGCCGCUGUCGAGGAAGAAGCUGGGUGAAGGUGGAUCAACCACAGGUGGCACUAGCACCGACAUCCCCGUCUGUGAGCAGAGACUUGGUGCAAACAGAUGUGGGUCAGUCCAAGUGUCGUGUUGAGAGGAACCAGGCUUUGGAACAAGCGAGGAGGCCUCAAGAGUCCAUGUUUAUCCCAGAGUGCAAUGAGGAUGGGUCCUUUGCACAGGUGCAGUGUCACACUCUGACAGGCUACUGCUGGUGUGUCACCAUCGACGGCAAGCCGGUGAGCGGCUCGUCGGUGCACAACAGGACUCCGGUGUGUUCAGGGUCAGUGACUGAUAAACCACCCGGGCAGCCAAGCUCUGGUAGAAAAGUCUCUUUCCGUUUCUUUCUCACUCUCAAUCCAGACGACGGCUCCAAGCCCACGCCCACCCUGGAGACCCACGUCCCCCUGGUAGGGGAUGAGAUAACUGCUCCCACGCUAUGGAUCAAACAGUUGGUUUAUAAGGAGAACAAGCAGAACAGCUCCACCUCCAGGAAGCAAGAGAAAGUUCCCUCUUGCGACCAAGAGAGGCAGAGCGCCCUGGACGAGGCCCGGCAGAACCCCCGAGAGGCCGUUUUCAUCCCCGACUGCGGGCCCGGAGGCCUUUACAAAGCCGUCCAGUGCCACCAGUCCACAGGUUACUGCUGGUGCGUGCUCGUGGACACGGGAAGACCCAUUCCGGGAACCUCCACCAGGUACCAGACGCCAGAAUGUGACAGAGCGGCGCGGUCUCGCAUCUCAGACACAGAAGAUCUUUUCCAAGGCAGAGACCUGACAGGUUGCCCUGAGGGAAAGAAAGCAGAAUUCAUUACGAGCCUGUUAGAUGCGCUCACCACAGACAUGGUUCACGCCAUAAAUUCGCCAGCCCCCUCUGGUGGGGGGAGGUUUGUGGAACCAGACCCCAGUCACACGUUAGAGGAGCGAGUGGUCCACUGGUACUUCGCCCAGCUGGACAUCAACAGCAGCCACGACAUCAACAAAAAGGAGCUCAAGCCCUUCAAGAGAUACCUGAAGAAGAAAGCCAAGCCGAAGAAAUGUGCCCGCAAGUUCACCGAAUACUGCGACCUGAAUAAGGACAAGGCCAUUUCCCUGCUGGAGCUGAAGGGCUGCCUGGGCGUCAGCAAGGACGGUGGUUCAACAACAAGCAGCAACCACGGGACAAGUCGGUCGUCCGGUGUGAGAAGAGAAGGUUCCAGAAGCCGUGAGGAGAGCAGAGGGCACAGAAGGAAGGCAUCGGCACGCUCGCUUGACAGCGAAAAGAAGAAAGACGGCGCAGAAAGAAAAUAACUUCCUGAGUUGUUUCAUGGGGACAACAACAAAGAAGAAGAAAAGCAGCGCCAAAAUAUUUGCACUUUCUCCUCCCUGUGUUUGACAUUUUAUCUGUUUUUGGGUUUAUUUCCAGCCUGAAGUGAUUGAAAAGGUUUGGGUAAGAAUAUACUUGUAAAGAGUUGCCGGGCUCGCCAGAGGAAGCACAAGGAUGUCUUUGUGUCGCAUAGCAAGUGAAGCAUGUGCACACAAUGCGUCAUAGCAACAGCGAUGCUUCCAGGCAGCCCCAAAAUACGCAUGCAUACCGUCGGAGGUGUAGCCGUGGCGAUGAAACGAAUGUCUGUACAUAUGAACAUGCAAAAUUAAUCAACCGCCAUGUAUUAGAAGGAAACUGUGACUCCCGACUUUGAAUUCAGCAGCACAGGACGAGCUGUACGAAUCCCCUCACGCGCUUCGAGAAGCUUCCAGGAGCAUUGACGAGAUGCGCGAUGCCGGCGUGUAGUUUGCUUUCCCGCGUUUUGUGUUCAGUAAAUACGAAUAGAAUGUGAAGAGCUGCAGUGUAAAGGCAGUCUGUAGAGAACAUAAUGAAUGCAUUGCUAACAGCUAUGCCAAGAGCGACUUAGUAGUUACAAGGAACCUAACUAGUCCCAAGUACCGUGCUGAACAUGAGUAUUUUCCUCGAGAAAAACAUGAGUCAUCUCUGUUGGAGGUCUCGUGUCAGAGCUUUUCUUCCUGAUGUAAACUGUGACUGUCAAGUUAAUUGGACUCACGCCAGCCUGCGCUCCAACUCCAGUAGACUUUCUUGAGCUGUACUUCACACUUCAGCUAUUUACAGGAGCUUGUCAGGUUAGGCUGGUAACCUUUGAAUCAAAGAGGAAUAGCAUGAAAUUACCACUCAAGACUCAACACAGUUGUAACUUAGGAACAGCCAUAGUUGGUACACACCAGUGGUCUCUCCGGUCUUGUCUACCAAAUUUACCAAUUAUUUACUUUGUACAAACACCUAGCAUCAUAUACAUUCUACAUUACAAUGAUUAUGUAUGUUUUAAGGCUGUAAAACCUCUCACUAUACACUUUAUACAUUUUUCUCAGACAUGCUAUAACAUUUUCUCACAUUUCUCUCUUGUUUAAACACUCUAAAAAAAAAAAGCGCAAACCUUUGUUUGAAUUUUAAUGAUCACCCUACAGGUCGGACACAAGAAAUGAAUAAGCCACUCACGUGUAUUUCACUCCUGUGACCUGUGCCUUUUCGUCGUGGCGCAGUUCCGUUCUACUGUUGCCUUUUUUGUAUCUUUGUUGAAACAUAUUGCUGCUCCUCCGGUUUCAGUUCUCCUCCUUCCAACUGAAGAUUCGUUUACAAGCUAGCAAGCAAGCAAGCUAGCAAUGACACAGGAGACAUGGCAGGACGGCGCGAAGGAGAUUGAUUGACAAUGACCUACAGCCAAUGAGGAAGCAGAAAACAAUCGGCGGUGCAGACAGACGAGAGAGGGAAGCGAGAGGCACUCUACUUCCCACAAUGCAAUUCUUCUUAAAGGGCCAGGCUUGGGCUGUAAUAGCGUUCAUACGCAGUAAUUGAGAAAAAAAAAAAAGAAGCACUAAAAAAAAUUCAGCGAAACAGCCAAUCCGCGAGGGAACACGGUAAUGCAUGUCAUAGUUAUGUCACAUAGGUAUCAAACAAGGCAAUUUGCCGUUAUAAUUUGCAUCAGGGAUUUGAAAGACAUGCACUUUUAGCAUCGUACUCGUCAUAAGAAUGGUCCUACUCUGUGAUGAAUACACAUACAGUCACGUACGGUCAUGUGAUCGUUUCUCCAUUAAGCCAAAUUUGACAGAACGGUGACCUGCAGACACUAAGCUAAGAAAUAUCAUAUAUCCUUUAUAUAUAAUAUUAUAUAAUCCGUUGGAAUAAUUUGUUAUUGCAAACUACCAGUUGUUAUUCCACUGGUAUUGAAAAGAUGAUUUGGAAAAAAAGUAAUUUUCGGCUUUUUCUGUCUCGGAUUUUCUCUCUUUUUUUUUUUUUAACGGGUCUUGAAAAUAGGGGCCAUCUUCAUUUCAGGGCUGUCUUAUAUUCGAGGUUUAGAGAUUUAUACAUGCAGACCAACAGCUGCCUUCUACCCAAGCGAGUCAGAGCUUUUCAUCCAGUCACACACACACACACCAGUGACCUUGUGACCUGGGGAGGAGACACUAACAUAUUGUGGUAGACAUUGCGGUUCGAAAAUUUAGUAAAUGAUUGUUGUUGUGUGAUUGACUAUGGCCUAUUAUUAGUCCAAAAAUAUUGAAAGACAAGUCCUAUGUAGUAUUCUGGUCACUAGGCAUCAGUAAUGUUACCCUGAUAAGACAUGACGUUACAUUAUAUCACCUUCAUACUGCAGGAAGUCAGCAAUGGCAUGUCCAACAUGAUAGAGUGAAAAAAACGUUCUCCUCCCAUACCGUGUGGAAGUGGUACGUUUUUGCCUUCUUUGUCCUCCUUCCUACUCUGUCCUCCUUCCCCGUUCCGUUUGAAACACGUUAAGUUUAGAAUAAGUAAAAUGGAAAGGCGCUAACUAGUUCGGUAGCUCGGUAGCUUGCUAUGCUAGCGGCGGCCAUCUCAAAUGUCCCUUAAGUGAUCCUGCAGCCAGUGGCGGUUCUGGCUUGAUUGCCGUCCCGGGCAGAACAAUGCUAUGGCUGCCAAAACCGCUCCCACCAGUACAAAUUCACACUACUAGUUUUUCUUUUCAAAGGCUAUUUUUAAAAACUACAUUAAGUUUCACAUUGCCUCAAAAGAAUGACAUUAUUUCUGAGCAAUUACUUUAAACAUUGUAAUUAACCUGGCAGCAUGAGGGCGCGUGUAUCCCGCCUGUAGAGGGCGCCCAUCACACAUAGGACAUGAGCGCUGACCUUAUACAUGCCAUUUUUUUUUUCUUAGUCCUCGCAGCCCCCCCAAGAGAAUGCCGCCGUGGGCAAUUGCCCAUGUGGCCCAUAGCUAGAACCGCGCAAUGUGGCUUAAACAAAGAAUAACAGGAGUGCAAAGGUGACUAUAGGGGUGUUAUUUCAUGUCUACAGAGCUCUAAUAAUGGUAAGAAACCGUAUUUAGAAAGUCGUAAAUACUGUAGGUUUUCUAUGGUCUAACUUCAACCACAGUUGUGUUAAUUGGGAUCAAAUGGACCCAGUCUGGGACCAACUAGCCGUGAUAAACGAGGGAUUACUCUAUAUCCUUUUUAAAAUCGCAAACCAAUCGUUAUUUGAAUUACUGUAUGUUGAAAACUGAAAAUCCUCUUUGACUUUUUUUUUUUCUCUCUCCAAAAAAUGGGUCUUGGAAAAGAGGGGUCGUCUUAUAUUCGGGUCAACCUGGUAUGUUUGUAUGGCACGUUUUCUUUUUUUUUUCUACCAGUUACUAGCGCUUUGUCCCCAAGUUUGCUUGUUUUUUUUUCAAUAAAGUUUGUGCCAAUAAAGCGCAAUAAAAAUAGCAGCGUUGGCCGCCGUCUAACGCUAUCAGUAAGUGUUUAGUUGAAACCACCACAUGUGCACAUCUCUCCUCUCACUACUCAUGCUUCGGCUUUUCUCAUUAUUUGUGAUCGAAUGGAAAGCGCGUGACAGUUUAUUUGAUUUUUCUUUGCUUACUUAAACAAAUACACAAAAGAUCCCUCGGAUUAGACGAGCACUGCCAGAAAGUAAAGAUGACUAAACACGACCAGAAAUGGAACACAAUGUUUACAUGCCUCACAAGUCCAUUAAUAUUGGCAGUCCUACUCUGCUUUAUCCUGGUUUUUGUACAAAUGGGAAUCCAUGAAAUAAACAUUUGACUCUCA
Messenger RNA from Dunckerocampus dactyliophorus (ringed pipefish), 5536 nucleotides. It is a transcript of the gene smoc1, whose product is annotated as SPARC related modular calcium binding 1. Gene Ontology annotation, molecular function: extracellular matrix binding; heparin binding; calcium ion binding. The record is from RefSeq and is a predicted model, not a curated record. Gene Ontology annotation, cellular component: basement membrane. Gene Ontology annotation, biological process: extracellular matrix organization. The transcript has 14 exons. Bases 192 to 1769 code for a protein of 525 amino acids. NCBI's taxonomy places the organism in Eukaryota, Metazoa, Chordata, Actinopteri, Syngnathiformes, Syngnathidae.